Messenger RNA from Bursaphelenchus okinawaensis, 4105 nucleotides. The record is from the annotation of a GenBank genome assembly. Lineage: Eukaryota; Metazoa; Nematoda; Chromadorea; Rhabditida; Aphelenchoididae.
AUGAGUGGGCCCAAUUCCGUCGACGCUCCCAAUUCCAAAACCGGUUCUUCCAAGCCCUGCGGCAAAUUCACUUAUCCUCUUAUUGUGUUACUAAUAUUACUGUUACUGACGACGUUCGCCUUAUUAGGGUACCUAAUAUGGGAUAAGGCGGCGCAAGCGUCGGUUUGUAUGACACCCGGCUGCAUACACACGGGUAAGCCUAAGCAAUCUCUGAAUUAAUGAAAUUGAAUCUCUAAAACCUAUAAGACAAAAGAGAAACCUUACCUUUUAUCAAAAACUUGACAAAAAUGUAAAAACAGAACACUAACAUAAUAUUGUUUUAGCAUCGAUUAUCUUAAACUCGAUGAACGCGACGGCAGAUCCAUGCAACGACUUCUACGAAUAUGCGUGUGGAAACUGGAUAAAACAACAUCCCAUUCCCGACGAUGCCCCCUCGGUUUCAAAUUUUGAAAACCUAGGGCAAGAUCUGGAAUUGGCCCUCAAAGGUGAAUAUUCAUAAGUAAUUUUUAAAAACUCCCAUUCUAUUUUAAAUAUUAUAUUUUUAUUUCAAAAUUUAUUUCCGCCAGUAAAAUUCCAUUUUUUGUCCGACAAUUUUUUGUUUCAAAAUUUUAGGUAAGACUCGAGCGAAAUGUCAAUAAUUGUGACAUUUUGUUUACUUUUAAUUGGUUUUUGUUUCCUCGGCGGAAGUGAAGAGUUUUGCCUGUUUUUAACACGUUUUAGUGCUCUCAAUUAGUACUGAUUUAUUUAAAAAACAAUUACGAUUAUUUUCAGAGCUGCUGGAGGAGGAAUACGAUCCGAAGAUUGAUGGGGAUGCUGUGAAGAAGGCGAAAAAGUUCUACAAAAUGUGUCUCAACGAAUGUAAGCGGAUAUAAAUCAUGUUAAAGACGUGAUAAUAGCCCUUAUAAUAGGGGAAUUUAAUGUUAAAUGCAUGUUAAUACGACAAACUGUUGAAAUUAAGCAUGAAUAUUGUCCUACAAAUUAUAAAAGGGGUUAGUUUUAAGCAAUUUAAAAUAUUUUAGCCGAGAUCACGAGUACAUGGCGAGCGAUGUUCGAUGAAGUUCGCCGAGAGUUCGGCGGAUGGCCUUCAUUAGAGCCUGUUGGAGCACCACAUUCUAUCAGUAUUGAGCGACUGUAUGGUAUCAUGGUAGCCAAGUUCAGAGCAGACUCUUUGUUCAAAGCUACAGUCCAGCCAGACGACAAGAAUUCGGAAAAACACGUUUUGUUGGUAAGUUAGGACAAGUAAAAUCAUAACUUUAGAAAAAAAUUAUACUUUUACGUGAAAUACUUCAAAGAUAAUAUUUUACUUUAGCUAUACGAUAUUGUUAAAGUGAUUUAUGAAAAAAGGACAUUAUUUUGUGUUUUAGAUUGACCAACCGGCUUUGAAUCUGUUUGCUCGUGACUUCUACAUGUUGUUGGAGACAGAAGACGAACGGUUGGCCUACAGAACCUUAGUAAGAGAUGUUUUGGUACUUUUGAACGCCGAUGCCAGCAUUGCUGAACGAGAUUCUAUCGAGAUUCUGAAGUUUGAAACCGAAUUGGCCAACGUAAGGGUUUUGUUAAUAUUAUUUUAAAACUGGUACAAUACACAAUUUUUAUGAUUUUAAAUUUUUUUAAACGUUUUACUAGUUUAAGUGAGUUAAUAUUGUGGGAUAAAUCACAAGAAUCUAAUCGAAAUGAUAUAGAUAACAGUAGCAGAAGAUCAACGGCACGAUAUCUCGGAGUUGUACACGAAAUGGACGAUCGGAGAGAUGAGAACUCAAUUCAGAAACUUUGAUUGGCUUUUGUUUUUCAACACCAUCUUCGAGAACAUCAAGGACAAGAACGACACGGUCAUCAGGUUUGCUGAAGACACAGAAGUCGUCAUCUAUGGAGUCGACUUUGUUCAUCGCUUCGACAAGUUACUGCCACAGUUUGAGACAAGGUAAGAGUGUUAAAUUUUGGCUUUUGCUAACUAUAUCAAUCGAAUUGGUUGUUAUUAAUUUGGAUAUUUUGAUCAAUGAAUAUUAUUUUCUUAUAAUAUGAUAUUGUUUUAGGGUAAUUGUAAACUACUUGUCAUGGUGCUGGUUCUUUAAAGCCAUGCUACGCGAUCUGCCAGAUCCUUUUGCUUUGACAAUGUUUAAAUUCUAUAGAACGUUGAACUGUAAGUGGCUUUACAUAAUUUUUUUUCUGAAUAUUACAAAGAAUUAACAAAUUUAGGUAACAAAAAACUAUUUUUAAUCAAAAAUUCAUUGAAUCAUAACACUUUGUUAACUUUAUUCUACAUUUUCAGUGAUGAGUGUCCAAAAGCUGCGAUGGCAUGGCUGUGUCACUCGAAUCAACAGUAUCAUGCCCAUGGCCACGUCCAGUAUCUAUAUUCGAAAUCAUUUCGAUCACGAGGCCAAGACUCAAGUAGAAGAGAUGAUCUCCUUGAUCAUGGAAGCCUUCGUAGAGCUACUGGAAGAGGAAGAUUGGCUGACGAAGGAGACCAAAGCCUUUGCCAAAGAGAAGGUCCACACCAUGAAUCAGAAGAUUGGGUACCCAGACUAUCUGAACGACUCCAAGGCUGUGGAUGCAGAGUACAAUAGAUAUGUCCUCAAGAAUGGAGACUACUACAGAACCAAGUUUCAGUUUUAUGAAAUGUACCAGAAGGACAUUCUGGAGAGGAUACGGAUGCCAGUGGACCGGGAGCGGUGGGUGGCUGGGGCUGCUUUGGUCAACGCCUUCUACAGUCCUAAUACCAACGAGAUCAGUAGGUUUUACUGAUUUUAAAGGACUUUUAAUUUUUUUAAAAUGACUUUUUGGUUAUGUUUUGUAGUGUAGUUUUAGAAAUUAGGGUUGUUAUUACGUAUAUUAGAUAAUGAAUUUGAUUUCCAGUUUUUCCUGCCGGAAUCUUGCAACCAGUCUUCUACAACAAACACUUUCCGCGAUCAAUGAAUUAUGGUGGAAUUGGAGUUGUUAUUGGACAUGAAAUAACUCAUGGUAGGUUGGAGAGUUUAAAAAGUUUAAAUUUGUUAGCUUUUGUAAGUUUUAAAGUUGAUUUCGGCAUUUUUUUGGUAUUUUUUGCAUUUUUUAUUCGCAUUAUUAGAUUGUUCAAAUAAUUCUGUACCCCUAGCCGCGAACAUUUGUUUUGAAAAGAGGCACUAAAUUAUUUUAAAAAAUUGAUAUAUUAAAUAUUGUUAUAUUUGGAUGUAAGAUCAACUUUUAAUUUAUUUAAUUUAGGUUUUGAUGACCGAGGACGACUGUACGACAACUUGGGUAACAUACGACAAUGGUGGGACAACGCUACGAUUGUCAAGUUUGAGGAAAAGGCACAGUGCAUUGAAAAUCAGGUAAAACUGUCACUAAUAAAUUGAAACUGAAGUGAAAAUUUAAUUUUUGUUUUAAAUUUUUAUUUUCUACUGUACUUUUGAAGGUAAAUUAUUGUUUUUUAUUUUUGUGGUCACACACAUAGCUAAAGUAAUGUUUUCAGUACUCGAACUACGUCCUGGAGCAGAUUUCGAUGCGAAUAAACGGCCGAAGUACGAAAGGAGAGAACAUAGCCGACAAUGGUGGACUAAAGCAGGCCUACCGAGCUUACAAAAAGUACGAACAGUACCAUCCAGUACCACAAGCACUACCUGGAGUUAACCUAACACAAGAUCAGCUCUUCUUCCUUAACUAUGCUCAGGUCGGUUUUUAUUCAGGAUUAGAUGACUUUAGGUAACAUCUUGGGGUUAUGCUUGCUUUAGACUUGUAUGGGGUGAUAACCCUUACAUUUAUGGUUAAAAAUCUUGCUGCUUUUAAAUAUAAUGACGUUAUUAACUUAAAAUAUAUUGUUGUAGAUCUGGUGCGGCAUCAUGAACGACAAGGAAGCGAUUCGCAAGCUCCGAACAUCAGAACACUCCCCCGGCCCAAUAAGGUAAUUUGUCGUUACUCUAGAGUAUUUCAGGCUAAUUCAACUUAAGAACUCUUACGUUUCUUAAGAAGCCUUGAGGAGUAUAUUUAACUCUUUUAAAGAAUACCCACAGUAAUUGGCUUCGUUUACAGAGUAAAGGGGCCCUUGUCGAAUUCUCACGACUUCGCGGCCGCUUACAAUUGUCCGGUGGGAUCGGCGAUGAAUCCGCUGAAGAAGUGUCGCGUCUGGUGA